AUGAAACGAGCAAAUUUAAAUGACCUCUCCCUGAAUAUAGCUUCUGAAGAUUGGACUACUGUAUAUUCAGCACUGGAUGUGGAUGAGAAAGUAUCAGCUUAUAACUCCAUUAUAAUCAAGAUGCUUGACGAGUUCUUACCUGAAAAACCCAUCAGAGUACAUCACUCUGAUAAACCGUGGAUCACCGGUAAUAUUAAAAUGCAAAUCAAAGCUCGUCAGAAGGCCUUUUCUCGUGGUGAUCAGCCAAGAUACAAACAACUAUGCGAGAAAGUGGCAAAUCUUAUAGCUAAAGCUAAAGCCACCUACUAUCGGUCCAAGGCCUCAGAAUUUCGUACCUCGAAUCAAUCGAAGUGGUAUAACUGUAUCUACUCUUUAGUAAAUGCCGAAAACACAACCCACACCCAAUUUCCACACGGGCCCGAAAACCUAGACUUAUCCGACUUAGCUGAAAAACUUCAAAAAGCCUUCACUAAACCAUGGUCGGACCGUUACACGAAUGUCGCCUUUGAAAUACCUGAAGUGAACCACCCACAUAAGAAUAACAAACCACCCCUUCCUUCUAUUGGCCAAGUUAAAGCGGUCUUAAAACAUCUUAAUCCAAGAAAAGCAACUGGCAUCGAUAAGGUUCCUGCAUGGAUGCUCAAACAAUACCACGAAGACCUAGCUCCUGUGGUUUAUGACAUUGUGUGCUGUAGUAUAAGUCAAUGUUGUUAUCCAUCACUCUACAAACAUGCCCUAAUUUCCCCUGUUCCUAAAGUGCAACCACCGAGAGACAUUAACAAUGAUUUCCGCCAGAUAUCAGUCUUACCCCAUCUUGCCAAGAUCUUGGAAAAGAUCCAGCUCCAGUUAAAUAUUGAAGAUCUGAAAAUUAAGAAUAACCAGCACGCGUUUACUCAACAUCGAAGCACAGUCUCUGCGUUAAUAUCAACUACCCAAACCUGGUUUAAUGCCACUGAUUGUUCAAAAACAGGCAAAAUGGGGGUUCAUGCGGCCUUCAUUGACUUUCGUAAGGCCUUCGACCUUGUGGAUCACAAUAUUCUUUUGAACAAAUUAGCAGCUAUGAACAUAAAUAAACCCUUCUGGUUAUGGAUUAAAAGUUUCCUUUCCGGAAGAGUUCAACAAGUAAAUCUCAAUGGUACCUUAUCAUCCAUUGCAACAUGCCCGGCCGGAGUCCCGCAAGGCUCUGUAAUAUCUCCCAUUCUUUUUAAUACCUACAUUGAUGAUUUGGAGGACGCCUUACCAGAACAACUAAAAGUCAGUACGAAUAAGUAUGCAGAUGACUGCACACAACACCAAAUAGUGAGCGUAGAUUCUAAUAGUAAUUUACAACAAUCUAUCAAUGAAGUAAAUAACUGGGCGGUGUUAAAUAAAAUGGCAAUUAAUGCUAAAAAAACUAAGGACAUGUGGAUCUCUUUCACGGACGCUAUACCUGAACCACCACGUCUUCGUAUUGGAAAUGAGUUAAUAGAAAGGGUCAACGCUUUUAAAUUACUUGGCGUGUCGUUCCAAAAUAAUCUAAAAUGGAACGCACAUGUUGAAGAGAUUACACGUAAAGCAAAUAAACGCCUUUACCAUCUUAGAGAAUGCAGGAAAUCGCAGUUACCAGCUGAAGUCGGUAUUAUUACCUAUCAAUCCAAAAUAAGACCAAUUCUCGAGUAUGCAUCACCUGUCUGGGCGGGACUCCCUAAUUACCUGCGAGAUGAAAUAGAGCGGGUUCAAUCCAGGAGCUUAAGAAUCCUUGGCCUGGAAAAAGAUUACCUACCACCGUUGAACGAAAGAAGGGAAGAGGCAACUAGUCGAGAAGUUGAUAGGUUUAUGAACGAUCCACACCAUCCCUGUCGCAGUGUUUUGCCAAAAUUAAUUAACAAUCAGUACAAUUUAAGGAACAUUGACCGGAAUCGCAAUAUAUCAUUCUUCUCAGGAACUGAAAGGCAUAAACAUUCAUUUUCAGGUAGAGCUUGUAAAUAUGUAUAAAUAGUUUUAACUUAUUAGAAGAACUUAUUAGAUUAAAGAAUUUAUUAGUUUUAACUUCUUAGUUAGUUUUCUAAAUUAUCUUACAACAAUUUGUAAUAUAAAGACAUAUCCGCAGCAUAUAUACUUUCUUAAACAAGUAAUUGUAAGUCCAUUGUACUUUUUUAUCUUAAGAUGGAUGAAUAAAGCUAUUAUUAUUCUUCUUGACAGUGCGUGCGCGCUAUGUAUCUAUAAUUAGUAUUGUCUUACAUAUUAGUACAGUAUAAGGCCGAAUUUCGAUUGUUUAUAGAUUGAUGCCGCCCAAGGUUAAAUAACCAGUGGAAAGAGGAGAUAAUUUUAUACAAGAUAUGAAAGUUUUGAAAAAUCGUAUAGAAUAGCAGCGGAGAAAUUUACAGUUUAAAAUGCUAUUCUUGACAGUGCGUGCGUGCGCGCUAUGUAUGUAUAAUUAGUGUUGUCUUACAUAUUAGUACAGUAUAAGGCCGAAUUUCGAUUGUUUAUAGAUUGAUGCCGCCCAAGUUUCAAUAACCAGUGGAAAGAGGAGAUAAUUCUGUACGAGAUAUGAAAGUUUUAAAAAAUCAUAUAGAAUAGCAGCGGAGAAAUUUAUAGUUUAAAUUUCUUAGCAAAUUGUAUUGAAUAUUUGUUGACAGUGUGGAUAGCUGUUAGGAAAGUAUCGUUUUGGAGUGCUUUGAAAUGCGUUUGUAGGUUUGUGUGCGGAUAACCAUAAAGGUAGUAGUUAGCUAAUGUGACCUGCAUGGUUUAUUUCUCCCAAAUUGAUUUGGGAGAGAAGAAAUGGCUGUAUUUAUCAUUUGGACUUUUGAGUGAUUGAAAUUAGUUAAUUUACACAAUAUCGAAUAUCAUGUUGAAUGUCAUGUUGAAUCUCAUGCGUACUUCACAGUGGUGUGUAUUUUUAUAAUACAAUAUAAUGGGGAAUACAAACUUCAUUUGUGAAGCCUGCACGUCGUAAUGUCGUAUUGAUAUAAAGUAAGAAUGUAAUAUUUACUGCCAGUUCAUCUUCUUUGUGCAUUUGAAACGAGCACUUAUAUGGAGUUUAAUUUUAAAAAUGAUAUAUUGUAACAAUUCACACUGUUUUAUAGGUAGAUAUUUGGCCGCAUAGACGAUAUGCAUAGCGUACUGAAUUACAUUCAGAGUGCCAGGCGUAGUGAUCUGUAGUUGAUACCACUCCAUUAUAUAAAGUUUAACACAUUACUAACAAACGUAGUGAAUUUUUAACGAAUGCUAGCCGUAGCGUUUUUAAUAUAAGUGUAUAAAACGCCGUGUUCAACAGUAUAAUAGUGGCGCAAUUGUUGAUUAUGUGAGGUUGGAUUAUGUGUUGAUCAAGUGAAAGAUCAUAUUACAGACGCGUAUGGUAUACAUGAUAUUUUCCUCUUUCGUGACUUGACUAUAUUUAGCUACAUUAUAUUUUCAGUUAAGUUGAAAAAUAUAUAGUGAAAUAUGAUAAAAAAAUGCAUGGAUUUCAAAAAGUUGCAAAUUUUUUUUCUAAAAAAAUUAUCAAAAAUUUUCCGCUAAUCACGCAAUUUUUGGAUGUUCCCUUUGGAGUAUUUCGCCGUGAAAUCGCAGGAAAUGGCCAUUCCAGACUUCUAAAAUUCAAAAUUUCCCGGGGGAGCAUACCCCAGGACCCCCCUAGAAUUGAUAGGUCUUAGAGCAGGACUAGUCAAAUUUCGCUAGCUACGCCACUGCCAGGAAGGAAUGACAGAAUACCAUUGGGCAGGAUGAAAUUGUCAUGUUGAAUUGACCAUUUGCGUAAUAGACUAAAUUUUGAUCUAAACAAGUCUAGACAAAAAUUUCAUCACAACUUGAAAGAGCAUCAUGAUCACAAAAUUAGUUAUAUUCCAAAGUUUCGUUGCGAAAUGUUGUAAAAUGCGGAUAAUAUAGCCUUUCGAAAUUUGCAAUUUUCAGUCAUUUUAGAUUACAAACGGGAAAUUGACAGCCCCAAAGGGUUUGGGGCUGUCAAUUUCUAAAAUGACUGAAAAUUGCAAACUUCACAAGGCUAUAUGAUCCGCAUUUUACAACAUUUCGCAACGAAACUUUGGAAUAUUACCAAUUUUGUGAUGCUCUUUCAAGCUGUGAUAAAAUUUUUGUCUAGAUCAAAAUUUAGUCUAUUACGCAAAUGGUCAAUUCAUAUACAAGCAACACGUACAGUAGACUGAAAAGGUUUGCUGAUAGCAAUGAAAACAGUACUUAAACUGUAUAGGAGAGUACACACGUGUUAUCGAAGCGUGUAAUUGUCCAAUUUGGAAAAACAUAUACACUCGUCAGGUUUUCAUUCAAGGACGUUAAAAAUUGCACUUGUUCUUCGGAUUCGUGCUAUUUUUAUCAUCUUUGAAACACUCACUCAUGCAGUUGUUUUCCAAAAUGCACUGAAAACAUACUAAAUACAGGCGAAGUUUUAUGGACCUUCUUUAAGAAAAACGAUGAACUUUGCUACAAAGCAAAGGAGAUUCUAAAUAAACUAUUUUAUUUCGUGAUUAACAUGACGAGUCGCAUAAUUAACAGUUAUUCUGCGAACUUGAGUAGUAUAUGAGCUGAUAGCUGACGAGGUGCGUAAUUUUCAGUUCUGUUUUUAUCCAUUUUAAUGCUAUUAAAUGCGAAUAACUUGCUGUUUUCUCGUUCAGAAAACUCCGGUUAUUUUCGAGUCGCCAUCCUGUUUUUUCUACUAGCAGGAUAUGAGCUAAUAUCUUGCUAGUAGAGAGCCAAUCAAGUUGCAGAAUAGCUUAUACCCGGUAGUUGUCUAUAUACUAAUUACGGUUUCAAACUAAUUUAUUUUGUUUAUUAUGCGACAUCCAAAAGCCACGUACUGUACUUGUGUCAUACACACGUACUGUAUUGUAAUAUAUCUCAUGAUUCAUUUUUUAGAGCCCAGUUCAUAUUUAGCAAAAGCGAUAUGUUUACGUGGGACAAUGCACUCAAUAAUGUUCACGCAUACUGAAGCACUCCAAGACUUUGACCGAGUGAUUAAUUUAGAAGAUGCUCCUGUUAAGGUAAAGAUAGGAUUUAGAUAGCUUAAGAUCUACGACGUCGACGUCAGCUAGGACGUAAGGGCUGAGCAGAGGACUGGGACUGGGGCGUAGUCCUAAAUAGAUAGCUUAAGUGCUUAACAUCUACCACGUCAAAUAUCUAGGACGGCAAGCGGAAGUAAUUUGGCAAAUAUUUGAAGUGCGUAUGCGUCUCUCUCAAUUGCUCCGUCGUCCACCAAGCGUCGACAACUUCAUAACAAGAGUUUUGCCGUCUUGGUUACAAGAGCAUAACAAACGGUAAUGAAUUCGCGCGUCUAUUUAAAAUUUAUUUUCAAAAGGAUGUAAAUAUUUACAGGUUUAAAGGUCGAUGUCGUGAAUCUUAACUAGAUUAUUUGUUUAGGACGACGUCCUAGUCCCAGUCCUCUACUCAGCCCUGACGUCCUAGCUGAAGUCGACGUCGUAGAUCAUAAGCUUCAUAGGAAACGUUCAUUGUUGACCUGGAACAAAGCGUACCUCCCGCUAUGUAUAGUACAAUUCCUCGAAUAUUCGAAAAAAUUGCACAAAAUGAAUCUUUGUAUGAAAAAAUAUCUCACUUGAGGUAGCUCGAUACAGUUCUUAUAAAAUUCAGGGGUACAACAGUUUGAAAAUUUUAAGUCGAAAGUUUUGUUACAUUUUAUGCAUCCUUUUACUUUGAAACAGACUAACAAUAAGUAAAAUAUAAAAAAUUUACUCUACCAAUUUUAAAAAAGGAAAAUGUGUUCCCUUCUUCGAUAUUUUUUAUUACGGAUUUUUUUAUUUUUUUACAUAAGGAAAGAGUGGGGUUAUACAGUAUGAUUGAUAGGUGCUUUAGAUAUUGAUGCAUUCCUUGAUUUUCUGUCGAAUGUUGAAAUGUUUCCAUUCCUACAUUUUAUGUUAUUUAGAUUAAAGUUAACGCGUUAAUCAAAAGAGCGAGCAUCAAGGUGCAAAUGACUCAGAACACUCAAGAGGCGUACGAAGACUUCAAUGAAGCAAUUAAAUUGGACCCGGACAAUGCAGAUAUCUUUCACCAUAGAGGCCAGGUAUGUACAAAAUCUAACUAUAUGUUUACGUAUUUAACGACUAUAUUUAACUAAAGCGUUCUGAGUAUUUUCUAGUGAGCUCACAACUCAAUUAAAUCGAUUGAAGAAAUCGACACGCGCUA
This is a messenger RNA of Paramuricea clavata, 6126 nucleotides long. NCBI's taxonomy places the organism in Eukaryota, Metazoa, Cnidaria, Anthozoa, Malacalcyonacea, Plexauridae. The record is from the annotation of a GenBank genome assembly.